Molecule: messenger RNA, 15834 nt
Organism: Colletes gigas
Lineage: Eukaryota; Metazoa; Arthropoda; Insecta; Hymenoptera; Colletidae
Product: centromere-associated protein E-like
Exons: 28
Coding region: 1-11568 (3855 amino acids)
Biological process (GO): lipid phosphorylation; microtubule-based movement; intracellular signal transduction
Molecular function (GO): ATP binding; microtubule binding; ATP-dependent diacylglycerol kinase activity
Source: RefSeq, a predicted model, not a curated record
AUGUCAGAUAGUAUUAAGGUUGCAAUUAGGGUCAGGCCUUUGAUCAAACGCGAAAAGGAUGACAAUCUAACGAUACAAUGGGUGGUUCAAGAAAACACUAUUGCUUCCACGGAUCCGGAGAUGAAAAAGCGCGGUGAUGGAAAAUUUUGCUUUGAUCACAUUUUUGACAUUGAUGCAUCUAAUUCAGAUGUUUUCAAUACUGUUGUGAAGCCUAUUGUGGACGCUGCAGUAAAUGGUAUCAAUGGAACAGUAUUUGCUUAUGGUCAGACAAGCUCUGGUAAGACAUACAGCAUGCUUGGUACGUCGCAAGAACUUGGAAUCAUACCACUUGCGAUCGACUAUAUGUUCAAUGCAAUUUCAAAUGCUGCUGGAAGGGAAUUUUUGUUAAGAGUAUCAUACUUGGAGCUUUACAACGAAAGAGUCAAUGAUUUAUUAAACAAAAGCAAUAUAGACUUGAAGUUGAAAGAUGAUGGCAACGGGCAAGUAAUCGUUCACUGUAAAGAAGAAAUCACAAAUUGUCCAGAAAAUGUCCUAUCUUUAAUGAAGAAAGGAGAUAAAAAUAGAAGAAUUGGAGAGACUAAUAUGAACGAGCGUAGUAGUAGAAGUCACACUAUAUUUAGAAUCACGAUCGAAAGCAGAAAAGUUGAAGGAGAUUCGGAUGGUGCUAUACAAGUAUCACAGUUAAAUCUAGUGGAUCUUGCUGGUUCUGAAAGAGCAGGUCAAACUGGAGCGACUGGAGAAAGAUUUAAAGAAGGUCGCCACAUUAAUAUGUCAUUAUCCACAUUGGGAUUGGUAAUCAUGCAACUAAGCGAAUUCCAGGAUGGCCAGAAGCAUGUUAAUUUUCGCGACAGUAAAUUAACAAGGCUACUACAGAGUUCGCUAGGUGGUAAUGCUAUGACAGCUGUAAUAUGUGCUGUAACUCCCGCUGCAUUGGAAGAAACUCAAUGUACUUUGUCGUUUGCAUGUCGCGCUAAGAGUGUGAAGAAUAAACCACAAAUUAAUGAAGUAAUGUCCGACGCAGCGCUCUUAAAACGAUACGCGAAGCAAUUAUCAAAACUUCAAGCAGAAUUAGAGAAAAUAAAAACUAACGAUCGAGCAGCAGAAGUUGAAGAAAUGGAAUCUAAGUUACAGGAAAAAGAUCGUAUUAACCAGUUGUUGGAAGAAAGAAUACAGUUGUUAAAGACUCGAAUCGUUUCUGGCGAUAGUACAAAUCGAAUGUCAUUUAAAUUUAAAUCUAAACGAAGGCAAACAUGGGGUGGCCCAGAAUUGUUCAGUCAACAUUUACCUGUUUUCAAGGCUACAUCUAGUUUAUCGACUGUAGACGAAGUGUCUUACGAGAUGCCACAUGAAAAGAACUUUCAAUCUGCUGAUAUAAUGAAUCAAACGUUUCAAACAGCUUUCACCGAUUUUGAAUUACAAUUAUUCGAGAGUGAAAGAGAUCGUGAAAGUAGGGACAAUGCUACUGACAGUGACGAAGAACCGUAUGUCACAAAACGUAGACGUUGUGUUACAUUUAGGGAUGAUGUGUUCGCUGCUGAUUCUAAGGACAGCAUUUCUCCAGAAAAAAGUAUUCUUUAUGUAACACCAAAUAAAUGUAACACAGCAACUCAAACAAUGAGUUACCAGGAAUCUCCUUCCACGCCAAAACACGUUUUACGAAAAUGUAUCAAUGAUUUAACAAAGGAGUAUAUAGAACUUCGUCAAUUUACAGCUCUAGAAAAGCAAUUAAUAUUGCAAGAAAAUCAUUGUUGUCCACAUGAAAAAGAGCCAUCAGAAUUGGAAAAAUUGAAGAUCGAUUCUAAAGUAGCAAAUGCUCAAGAAAUGACAGAAAUAACGGAAUUAGAGAAACAAAGUGAACAUGUUACAUCUGAGAAAAACACAUAUGAACAGAUUAUUGCUGAGUUACAAGCUACAUUACAUUGUAUAACGACAGAAUUAGAAUCGAAAAUUAUUUCGGAGCAAGCCGAAAAACAAGAGAUAGUUGAAAAAAAUCUGAAGUUAGAAAAACAAUUAAAUCAGAAAAUAUCUGAAUUAGAAUCAAAAAUAAUAUCGGAACAAAGUGCAAAUCAAGAAGCAACAGGACUAAUUUCUAAAUUAGAAAAAGAAGUUAGGGAUAUCAAUUCGGAGAAGAAAGAACUGGAGGAUAUUAAUAACGAAUUACGCUGCGAACUGAAUAAAAAGACGACGGAGUUAGAACUAAAAAAUGAUAUAAAUGAUGUACAGAAUGUUAUAAAUAUUGCAACCGAGGAUCAAGAUCUGAAACAUCAAAUGCAAAAUCAAUCAGUUUCAUCGUGUUCAAACUUUCUUGAAAGUAUGGAAUUUGAAGAAAGCCAAUUGGCAAAAAGUCUUCAGUUCAAGAAUCUAGAGCUAGAUGAAAUUAAAAGCAGCAUUCAGGACUUCAAACAGGACAUAGAGAAUUUACAAAGCACUAUAUGCUUACUAACAACUGAGAAUAUGGGCAUGGCUACCAAAUUAACCACAGAACAAGAGAAUGCAAAACAGACGGAACUUGAUCUUCAGAAAACAAUUGAUGAACUUUAUGCUCGUAUAAAUGAUGUUACAAUUGAGAAAAUUAAUCUACAGGACAAUUUGGCAACUUUAACCGAUAAACUAGAGACCACGCAUUUCAGAGUACCGGAAACAUAUAGCGAGGAACAACUCCUUGCGACAUAUCGAAAUAAAAUCGACAAAUUAACAAACGAGAAUAUUGAAUUAGCAUCUUCUCUCGCUGAGAAGAAUAAUGAACUUGAAGGCAUUAUGGAAAGCAAGUCGCUUUUGUACAAUCAUGAAUGCAUUUACAAAGAUGAAGUAACUGUUCUCGCGCAAGAGAAUAAAUGUUUACAAUUGGAGAAUGUUGAACUUUCUACUAAUUUAAUAGACAAAACAGAAGAAAUAGAUUCGUUAAGGGAACAAUGUGAUAUACUUGAAAGCAAAAUAGAACAGUUUCAGGCAAUGAAUGAAAACUCUAUCGAGGAAGAUGUAGAUCGUUUAAGAUCACAGAAUAAUAUUUUAAAGGCAGAAAUAACAGAACUGAAAAUGAGGAUGACAAUACUAUCGGAAGAAAAUACAAAAUUUUCCAACAACUUGUUACAGGCAAUGGAGUGUCUUGAUCACUGUCGCAAUGAAAAGUCAUACAAUAGUAUAUUGUGUCCAUCUACAAUAUUCAAUGACAGUACAGAAAAUGAAAGUCUUAUCGAGCAAGAUAUUUUAAAGGAAGAGAAUCGUGAAAUCUUGACAAGUAAAGUUAUAACGUUACAAGAAAAAAUCAAUUACCUGACGCGCUUAAAUAAAAAGCUUAGCGACUUGAAAUUAACUUCAUGCAGUCAAUGUACGCACUUGAGGAAUUUGAGCGAGAGUCGCAGAGCUCUUAAGUUAGAAGUGAAAGUUUUAAAUCACAAACUUGAAGAUUUACAAAGUAAGUUCAAUCAUUCGUGCGUAGAUACCUCCUUGAUGCAGAAGAAUGAAAUUAGCCGAGAAUUAAACUUAAGCGAAUGUGAUGUUACUGCAAAUGUUAGUCAUAUGGACGAAGCGAAUAUAAGCUUUAUCGAGAAGAAUAUUCAGAAUUUGAACGAUGAAUUGCAAACAUUGAAUGUCGACUAUGAUAAAUUAACAGUUUUGUAUAAAGAUAAGUGUAACAAGCUAGAAGAGAUCCAGGUUGAAAAAGUAAAAAUUGCAGACGCACCAAAGCAAAGUGAACACAGAAUAGAGCAAAUUCAGAAUCAUAUUGACCGACUAAAAGACAGCAUACACGAACUAAAGAAGAGUAGUGCGAAUUUCACUAUUACACUAAGUCGAUUUGAAAAUGAAAAAGCAAAUCUUUUAAAUGAAAUAGACACAUUAAGAGCUACUAAUGAGGAGUUACAACAGAAAGUAUCCGAGAAUGAGAGUACCUCAGUAGAGAAGAUACAAAUUCUUGAGAAGGAAUUAUCUAAAGUAAGCAGCGAGACGCAACAAUUUUUAACAAAGGAAAAAGAAUUUGAAGGUCAAAAGUUAUUUUUAGAAGUAGAAUUAGAAGAAUUGAAAUCGAAGGAACAAAAUAAAAAUACUUUAAUCGAUCAAUUAAAUGAGCAUAUAUCCUCUUUGAAAAAUGAAUUAGAUUUAAGUAGGAAUAAUAAAAAUGAGUCUGCUAUAAAUAAAUGCAGAGAGGAAAUAAACCAACAAACAAUAAGGAUCAAGGAAUUGGAAGUAUGUGUAGACAACCUUCAAACGAAUUUAACAAAGCAAGAAUGUUUGUGCAAAGAGUUUCAAGAAAAAGUUUUUUCUGUAGAGAAGUUGUUGGAAGGAAGUGAAGAAGCAAAAUGUAUUCUCACACAGAAAUUACAAGCUGUUGAAACAGAGCUAAUUGAUUCUAAGAGUAACUUAGAAAUCGAAUACAAAAAUAAAUAUGAAUUACAGUCUCAACAGCAUGAAUGUCGUAUUAAAGAAUUUGAAAGCAAUGUUCAAACUCUUAAUGAUACUCUGAAUAAAUAUGUUGAUGAAAAUCUGAAUUUAACGCAAGAACUUACUAAAUUGCGAAAUGUUCAUGGAAACUGUGAUACAAUGAUAUCCGAAAAACUCGCGGAAUCAUUGAACGAUAUUAGAAAAUGUAUGAUGAAAGAAUUAAAAUCGCUCAAAUGUAAUCAAACUAGCGAGGAUCUUUCAAAGAAAUCUGUAGAGGAGAUCUUUAUAAUUUUAUUGCAGACGCUUGUGUUGAAAGAGGAAGAGAUGAUUCAAACUAUGCAAGAAACGUUUGAAAAAGAUAAGCGGAAGCUGGUAGAUGAAAAGAAACAAAGUGCAGAUACAGAGAAACGUGUUACAAUAUGGGCUAAAGAAUUAGAAGCGGAAAUUGAGAAACUCCAAACAGAACUAACGGACCGAGAAUGUGGUCAUAAGGAAUAUCAAAAUAAAAUUCUUCAAUUGGAGCAUCUUCUAACGAUGAGUACUCACGAAAAUGAGGUUCUCAAAGAAAACUUGAAAUCGCUCGAAACAGAUUUUAACAACUUGCAAAUUGAAUUUGAGAAACAACAUAAGGUUGAUAUUCAGCAAGAAGCAAUUCUAAUUGCUCGGAAAAAUGAAAAAGAUGCACAGGAAGCGAUUAAAAACAAAGAAAUAGAAUUAGAAUCGAAGAUAGAAUUUGAGAAAGUAAUGUACGAAAAGAAAAUAAACGAUCUCUUUUAUACCGUAGAAUCCUAUAAAACAAAGAAUUCAGAGUUAAAUAAUAUCAUCAAAGGACUUGAAGAGAAUGAAAAACAAUUAAAGAAUAUUAUAGAAUCAAAUUCCAUGGAGAUAAAGAAGAACGCUGAAAAUAUAGGGAACGUCAAUGCAGAACUUGAACAACUUAGAAAAAUUCACGAUGAAGUAAAUCAGCAAUUGGAGCAAAAAACUUCGUAUAUCGAAGAAAUCACAGUAAUUUUAAAAACUAAGUGUGACGUGUUAUCGGAAUACAAAAUACAGUUUGAAUCUAUCACGUCGAAAUGCGAGAUAUUAACAGAACAAAUCAAAGAGCAAAAAUUUACUAUAGAACAAUAUAAACAAGAAACAAAGGUAUUACAGGAAAAUGGAGAAACGCAAGUAAAACUGAUCAAAGACAAAUUGAACUCUGAAGUAAUAAAAAAUACUGGAUUGAUUAAACAGUUAAAUAAAUUGAAUAGUAACAACACAGUUUUAACAGAAGAGUUGAACCAGUUGAAAGAGAAAUACGAGGAACUUGUACAAGCAAAUGUGAAACUGGAGAGGAAAGUCAGGAACAGCACUAGCAAAAUUAUGGAAGCAGAAUUAGCAGAGUUGAAGAAUACAAAUAAACAACUGCAAAACGAUUUGAUAAAAGCAAGUAAUGGUGCAGGAGAACUUCAGGAUAUUAAAAAUCAGACGUUAAAAGAGUUGAUGGAUUUAAAGAAUAAGUAUGAACUCUUGUUGCAAGAGAAUACUGAGAUUAAGAUGUUGCCUUUGCACGCGUCCAAGUGCAGUAUUUCAAAUUUAUCAACGGAUGAAGAAAAGCACAAUGUGUUUCUGUUAGAAAGAAAUAAAAUUGCAUUGGAAUUAGAAAGUAUGAAAUUAAUGUUAAACCAGAAAGAUGAUGAACUGAAACAGCAUGUGAAUCGGGUACAGGAACUAACAGAGGAGAACAAAGACCUGGACAAGGAGUUGGAUGAAUACGCAGCAAUAAUUCGAGACCGAGACGACGAAAUUUCAAAACUAGAGGAUAAAAUAUAUUCCUAUUUAGCGGAAAAUACGCAUGUGAAUGAGUUAAACGAAAAAAUAAAAGAUCUCAACGAAGUAAACCAGAAACUUCGAGGUCAGAUUGAUGCGUUCGAAAUGAGAUUACAAAUAAAUGUGAAACAGACGAAAGACAUCGAAUUAAGAAAAAGUAAAAAUAUUAUUUGUACAUUAAAAAAAGAAAAUUUGGAAUUGGAGGCAAGAUUAAAUGAUUACAAGAAACAGAUAGAAAGUACAAAAAGACAAUUCGAAACUGUUACCUCUAAUAAAAGUCUUAGUGAAUAUGAGGAGAAGUGUCAACAACUGAUGAAAAAAAUUCACGAAUUAGAAUUACAACUGGUGUUAAAAAAUGGGAAAAUUGCAACGUUGAAAAUUCAGAUUCAAAGUGAAAGCUUUCCGUAUCAAAGAAAGUGCAAGGAAUUGGAAGAACACUUGCUUGCUCUUCGUACUAAAAAUGUAGAGUUAAACUCUGAAAUUCGGAAGCUUCAAAGGACUCUAAAUGAUGUUAAUAUGUGGGAAUGCGAUGUCUGUAGACGAUGGCGUGUUAACAGAAAAGACCAAGCGUGCCAAACAAUUACCAAGAAUACGAUACGUUUUUGCAGCAUUAACAGCGGUAUUGUUGAGGAUCACGUAAAAAUAGAAAAAUUGGAAAAGGAAAAAGCGUUGAUGAAAACUUUAUGCCGUUCUCGAUCUCAACGUAUAAAAGAACUGGAGGCUAGAAUAAAGGAAUUAGUGAUAACUCCAUUUCGAUCACUGGUUCUCUGUGGUGAAAGCAGACGAGAAAUGGAAGAUUGGUUGAACGCGUUGAGAACAGUAGCAGAGAAUCAUCCUCAAACAGAUUCUGGUAUAGCAGAAAUGCUUAGUGGUAAUCACCAAUGGUAUGCAACAAGUCAUGCAAGACCAACAUACUGCAAUGUUUGUAGAGAUGCUCUUUAUGGUGUUACUUCACAUGGUUUGAGUUGUGAAAUAUGUAAAUAUAAGGUCCACAAACGAUGUAGCAUAAAAGCAAUAAAUAAUUGCAAAUGGACUACAUUAGCAUCUAUUGGCAAAGAGAUUAUUGAGGACCAAGAUGGGAACAUUACCAUGCCACAUCAGUGGAUGGAAGGCAACUUACCGGUAUCCUCAAAAUGUUUAGUGUGCGACAAAACUUGCGGUUCUGUACUCAGACUUCAAGACUGGAGAUGUUUAUGGUGUAGAGCUACAGUACACACAGCGUGUAGACCUGCCAUAGGUGUUAAAUGUCCAUUAGGACCAGCUAAAUUGAGCGUAGUUCCUCCUACAGCAUUGCAUAGUAUAGGUAGCGACGAAGCAUGGGAAGCUAUUAGACCUACUGGGUGCAGUCCACUUUUAGUAUUUGUAAAUAGUAAAUCUGGUGACAAUCAAGGUGUUAAAUUUCUUAGAAGAUUUAAACAAUUAUUAAAUCCAGCACAAGUAUUUGAUCUAAUAAAAGGAGGACCAGGGCCAGGGUUACGGUUGUUUCGUCACUUUGAUCCAUUUCGAAUUUUGGUGUGCAGCGGCGAUGGAUCUGUUGGUUGGGUUCUUUCCGAAAUUGAUCGUUUAGGGAUGCAUAAGCAGUGCCAAGUUGGAGUUCUACCUUUGGGAACAGGAAAUGAUCUGGCACGUGUAUUGGGUUGGGGGUCUUCUUGCGACGAUGAUACUCAUUUACCCCAGUUGUUAGAAAAAUAUGAAAAAGCAGGGACAAAAAUGCUCGAUCGAUGGAGCAUUAUGACUUUUGAACGUAGCAUAUCUUUGCCGUGUCAUAAAACUACUUUAAGUCGAUCUGAAACAACUUUAAAGUCCAAUAUUGUCCAUCAAUAUGAGAACAAUGUUAUUACUCACAUAACAAACAUUUUACAGUCAGAUCAAGACAAUGUAGUUUUAUCUAGCAUUAAAACUUUGUGUGACACAGUCAAAGAUUUUGCAACUCAUAUAGUGGAAAAUAUUAAUUCCGAGGACCAACAAGUGGAGGAAAAGUGUAAAAUACUUCAGGAAAAACUUGAUUUGUUGUUACAAACUUUAUGUAGAGAAGAAUGUUACUUACCUGAACAUGUAGAAAAUGCAGAUAUUACAUUAAAUGCUGAAGUUUCUAUCUCACCUGGAAGUUGCGAGAAAGGGGUAUUAGAGAAGCCAGAAAAGGAUAUAACAAAUUUAAAAAGGGUUCAAAGAAAAAGACAUCUUAUGGAAAAGGAAAUUGUAAUGUCAAGAGCAAACAGCUUAAAAAAAAUUAUAAGACAACUUGUGGAAUAUUCACAAUUGGUUAUGGAUGAUCAGAUUAAUGCAGAUACAAAACAUAUUUCUAAAACAUCAAAUACGACUAUUUCACUGGAUGAUGAUAUUACAGUAUUAAAUUCUGUAUCGAGCAAAAAGCAACAAAUGGAUAUUCCUGGUUUAAAAGUGGACCACGUUGAAAAUUUAUCUGUAGGACCAUUUAUAGAAUCCCUGAAAAGUACAGAAGAUUCUAUAUGUACUGCUAGUCCUACUCCUAAUCUGGCAUCUUUAAGUCCAAUGCCUGAUCUUAGAAGAGAUUCUCAACCUGAGGAAUUAUUAACAUUACCUGCUCCUGAUGGUUUUGCUGACACAAGACGAAAUAGUGAAAAUUCGCCACAAGGCUCGUUUAAUUUUCAAGUAAUUACAACUCAGUCCAUGACUAUAUUUAAUCAACAAGAAACAGAAAUUCAUGCAUGUAAUGAUCAACAUAUAUCUGAAUAUAAUAACAUAGAAGCUUCUUCAGAGUUUCAAAUAAGCGUUACGAGAACUAACUUUGAUACAAGUUCGCCUUCGGACGAUGCUACUAUGCAAGAUACUAUUAUUUCUCCUGAUUCAGAUUCAAUUCAAUCUAGACAUUUAUCCCCAGAACAUGAACAAAAAUAUGAAAAUAAAAAUAAAGCGGAUACAUCUAGAGGUAGCUGUAGUAAUAGUAUUGUUAGUACAGAUAGUAUGAUUUCUGAUACUUUGGAUUUUAAGAGUUACGUUAUACGAAAUAGUGAAAGUGAAAUUGCUCGUAUAGGUAGUGAUAUAUUUGAUUCUACAAAAAGAUCCGACAGUUCUGAAAUUGGACAUAUUGAUUCCCCUGAUAAUUCAGACAUGUUUACUAGCGAAGUACAAAAUUCGGAAAGUUUAAUCGACGAUUUAAGCUCUCUUGGGCAAGAUUUAAUUAGUACGAUGAUCGGAGAAAAAUAUGACUCUGUAAGAGAGUGUUUAGAAUCUGAGCAGAUUGAGAAACCACAAAAAUAUUGCAGUUUAGCUCAAUUUGUAGAAGGUAAUGAUAUUGCUAGGCGAUCAUUUAAGAAAGAAGCAAAAAAUUCCAUAGUUAUGGAGAAAGAGAAUAAUAAAAUCAAGUAUAAAUUAGGAUUAUUUGGGCAAAAUAAUACCGAGGUUGUCAAAUCUAAAGAAUCUCCAGAUGGCAAAACAUCUGAUUUAUUGAGUCCUGUAUGUUGUUUCACUGUUUCUUCAGAUAAUACACCAACAAACGAAAAACCUAAUAAUUUUCCACCUACAAUAAGUGUUAUAAUUAAUCCUCCUAGUCCAUCAAUGUCUAUUGAAAGUCAACACGAUUCAGACAUGGGAUAUAAAAUGAGCCCUUACUUAAAACGAUAUAAUGGUGAAAGUAUGGAAAAACUAAGUGUAGAGCUGCCAGAGUCUGGUUUUUCUCCUCAAGCAACUCGUCGAAUUAGCAGUGGAAGUUUAUUAAAAGCAUCAGAAGUAGUCUCUUUAGCUGCUACAGCUGCAAGAUUUGGCGGUUCUAAUGUAAGUUUACGCCAUGAAAGAGUAAAAUCCGUUGACAAAACCGAAGAUGCUAAAAAACUUCCAAUUAUCAAUCCAUUGGUUCAAUUGUCUAUGUGGCCAAAUGUCAGUGGAGGAACAGGUCUCAUUAGUCAAGCAUUACUUGCAAAUGCAGAUGCACUUUGUGCAGCAGUAUCACCAUUAAUGGAUCCUGAUGAAACUUUAAUGGAAGGUUAUUUUGAACGUUGCGUUAUGAACAAUUAUUUUGGAAUUGGUAUUGAUGCAAAAAUCAGUCUUGAUUUUCAUCAUAAGAGAGAAGAACAUCCUGAGAAAUGCCGAUCACGGGCAAAAAAUUAUAUGUGGUAUGGUGUAUUGGGGUCCAAACAGUGGUUACAAAAAACAUACAAAAAUCUUGAACAAAGGGUACAAUUAGAAUGUGACGGUCAGCGGAUACCAUUACCUUCUUUACAAGGGAUUGUUGUAUUGAACAUUCCAAGUUUUAUGGGCGGCACGAACUUUUGGGGAGGUACCAAAGAAGGAGACUUAUUUUUAGCGCCGUCGUUCGACGACCGUAUAUUGGAAGUUGUAGCUGUAUUUGGUUCUGUUCAAAUGGCUGCAUCGCGACUUAUUAAUUUGCAGCAUCAUAGAAUUGCACAGUGUCAAACAGUUCAAAUUAAUAUUUUGGGCGAUGAAGGAGUACCUAUACAAGUCGAUGGUGAAGCUUGGAUCCAACCGCCUGGUAUUAUACGUAUUAUACACAAAAAUCGUAUGCAAAUGCUGUACAGAAAUAGGGCUCUUGAGACAUCUUUAAAAACGUGGGAAGAAAAACAGCGCAAUACCCUCAAUGCAAUAUCGCAAUCAACAUCCACUUUAAGCAAUGCACCAUUACAAUCGCAACCAAAGCCUCACUUAUACGCACAGAGUAAACCAUCGCACUUAAACGACGAAGAAAUGUAUAUUUUGCUGGGAUUUAUUGAAGUAGUUACAACUCUGGUUAAAUGGGUGAAACUACUCAUUAUAUCACAUCCAAGUUUAGAGCCAGAUUUAUAUCAGGUUGCUGCUAGGACAGCCCAGGCACUUGAACAAGUACAUCCAAAUGGAAAAAUAUUACAAGGCAACAAUUUGAGACCAGUUGUAACUGAAUUAGUUUCAAGCGCAAGACAAUUGUACGAAGACUCGUGUGAAUUACUUAGAGAUAAAGCACAUAAUUUAAAUUAUGUGAUGCAGAGAUUGCGAGAAGAUUUAGAAAGUAAGUUAUCAUUCUCUUUAGCCAAUAUGGAACAAGAAUUGAAAAAGUGUACAUUCGAUGAAGGUGGCACGGGAUUAGUAUAUUUACAAAGCUUGCCAUCGGAUGACCAGGGGGACAAGAAGAAUCGCCACAAAGGUUUAUUCUGGUUAAAAUUCCGGCGUUCGGGAGGUAAUUCUGGUGGACAUCCAGCUAGGGAUCAAGUUACUACAUGGGGUGUUCAAGAAGUAUGUUCCUGGUUAGAGAAUCUACAAUUGGGUGAAUACACAGACAAAUUUGUUUCUCACGACAUACGAGGUAGGGAAUUGUUAACACUAGCCCGUAGAGAUCUUAAGGAACUUGGUAUUACUAAAGUAGGACACGUUAAACGAAUCCUACAAGCUAUCAAUGAUCUGAAUAAUUAGGUAUACGACCCUUACUUAAGCAUUUCAAAUUUUAAAAAUAAGUAGUGUGCUAUAACAGUUAAUAGCUAUCUACAAAUUUAUGUUAAUACUGUUGAAUCUACAAAUUGCUGGUAUCAAAAGUAGUAAUUAACUAUAUACAAAUCACUUAUGAAAUAGACAAAGAGUUAAAUCCUUACAUUGCAAUUAAAACUUUUUUGCAAUGAUAAAAAGUCGCAACAUAGAUAUUCCGAUAAAAAAGGGUACUCAGCGUGACACAGCAGCGUUAUAGGAAAAUAAUUUUCUCCACUGUUGUACAUCACAAACUGAUGAUACUUGUGCCAAACUAUUGAAUUACUCUAUGUCGGAAAUCAAAUAAUUAUAAGUAAAUUAGUAUAAAACAUUUGUUUUUUUUUAAAUUACAAGCAUGAUAAACUCGUGCUUAGUAAAGUAUAUUUGAACGAAAUUCACAUCUCAAAAUAUUAUUAGACAUAGCGAACAUAAUUAUCGAUGAUGCAUUUAUCAAACAAAUAAGAUUUGGACAUCAUAAAAGUCUUAUUAAAUUAUAAUUUAAGUUGCUUUUGUGCUUUAUGCACUGUACAAAAAAUUGAAGACUUCAGAAACUAUAUGUUAAUGUAAAUCAUCUAUCGAUUUUAAAGGUAUUAUACCAUUGUUUGCCAUUUUUUUAUAUUUGAUAAAUAUUCCACCAAAAAUUUCAAAAUAUUAUAUUAAGUUGAAUCAUAGCAGUAUUACAAACUAAUCUAGAUAUUAAAUAAUUAAUGUUGAUUAUAUUAUUUAUACAAGUGUACUCUAUUUGCAAUUUACAUUAUUUUACUUUGACUUUAAUUUCUUUUGCAAAACAUAGAUAUGUAUAUGUAUGUGUAUACAAGCAUGAUACAGUUUUAGAAAAUGGAUAUCAUAUCCAUGGUACAGAAAACAACUAUAUUUAUUACAGGGUGUUCGUAAGUGUAAACUUCAUAUAUUAAAAAUUUAACAAGAAGUUUUUACAAGUAAAUUAAUAUUUUACGUCUUCUUGUAAAAAAGAAUUUUUUGUGUUACUCAACCUUGAAAUUACUGAAUCAUAUACAGGGUGUCCCAAUAGAAACAGAUCUUCACUAUCUUAAGUAAUAGUAAGAAGCGUUACUUAGAACAGUUGCAUGAAUUUCAAAGACGUAAUAUGAUGUCAAUAAUUUCUUUACGAGUGAAAACGUAAAUGAGAUUUAAAAGACAAUUCCGUUUCUUUUAUGUUAUGUCCAACUUAUUGUGGUAAAAUUUAAGUUCAUGUAGAAAGAUAGGGUACUAUUUCAUGAACUUAAAAACAUCUAAAACUGUUUAACUUUGCAUUAUGCUAUGUUUCUUAUUCUAUCUCAAAAUCUUUACAACUCAACCUUGUUCGAGUGGGACACACUGUAUGUUAAUAAUCCAUAUAUCGUAUUCUAUAGAUUAAUUAUUCUUGUCUUUAUAUUAACUAUAUUAUAUAAAAUAUAUGUACACAUACACAUACAUAAGCACAUAUGCACUUUCAAGAAAAAUCUUAUACGUACUUAUAAAUGGCACACUGUGUAUAUGUAAAUGUCCUACAACUUUUUUAUGCUCGUUAAUUAAAAUGUUUAAUCAUAUUUAUCUUCCAAGAAAAAUUGAAAAGUACUCAAAGACAUGUUUUCAACAUUAAGUAAUUAAAAAAAUAGUGAGACUUAAUUAAUACGAUCUUAUGUAACAAUUGUAUAAAACGUACCGACAGAGUCGAUAAUAAUAAUAACAAUAAUAAUAAUAAUAAUAAUAAUAAUAAUAAUAAUAAUAAUAAACACGUGUAUAAAUAAAUCGCCAAUGGCAAUAAAAGUAUCACGUACAAAUUUAAUGAGAAAAAAAAAGAGGAAGCAAAUUUCUAAAAAUGUAUCGUAAUUUCCAUGUUGUACUUGCUGAAAAGUACCCCCUCGCGAAACAGAGGUUCUUCGAUAUAACUCGCGGUUAAAUUGAACAUCACAGAUACAAGAUUAUCUUAAAUAGCAUGUUUAUUGAGUAAGAUUUAAAUUAACUCGGUUUACUAUAAUCUUUUCUAGCAAAGUUUCUGAAACUAAUAGAAGCAAGAUUACUACUAUUAUUGUUACUACUACAGAUUGUUUAGCAUUAGAUUAAUUCUGGUAUAGGGACCCCAGGAGCUCUAUAAGAAAGCUUUUUCCGAUACUGAGGACAAACUGCAAAUUCUCUCAAGGAGUAGUGAUAUACAAAUCAGUGUUCCUCCUCCUUGAAAAUCCUGGAUGGCAAUAUAUCUCUGUGAAGGGGUAACUGCUUCUCCCUCUCCCAGGGACAAGCAGUCUCUGGUGCCUAUUAUGAACUUUGGGAUCCUCUGUCCUCUACCUCAAUAGAGGAUCAGGAAAUUCGACCAAGGUGCCAUCUAAAUAAUACUUGAGUGUGAUCUUCUUGAUCCAAAUAACACUGGAAGUUCUAUUCAAUGUUUUCAACCCAGAGCAAUAAAAAAAGAGAGCUCCUCAGAGUGAAAAGGCUCAAUGUCGCCUAGAUCCAUCCCCUUCAUUAAAUGACGAAAUUUGAAAUAGCCAACAGAUGUAGUCAAUCUUCAAGUAGUUAACAUUGUAGCUUUUUUCUGAGCUUCCAUAAAGUUAACGUAGCAGCUAGUCCUGAUCUUUUCGUUCUAUUAUAUUAACUCUUCGUUUUCUAAUUCCUCAGUGUCUAUCUUCCAGAUCAUGAACUUUUCAGUGACUAUAGUCCCAUUCUGGAAAUGCAGCCUACAUGACAGGGGAGAAGGUAUCAGAGACAAAUCGAGAGAAAGUAAGUUAAAUAUCUGGGGUUCUGGGAGUCAUGGCAUCAGACAGAGAGAGUAGUAACGAUAAAAUCACCUGUAGGUAAAUUUACCUGGAUCAGUGAGGUACACUUCACCGGUAAGGUGUGUCAAGAGGUAUUGUAAUUGUUCGAUUUUAGACAAUACUUUAUCUCGAAGUACAAGAGUAUCGAAUAGCUCUUUAAAUCAACCCCAAUCGAUACACGUGCCAGAAAAGAUAGGAAGAUCGAUUUGCGGCAAAAUUUUGUGCAACAUGGUCUCAACGUCUGUUGCCGGUAGUUAGUUUGACAUAGUGACCUCUUGCUGUUUAAAUUUCUCAAACUCUUUGCCGAACAAAGCUCUUUGUUCAAGAUAUUCUUCUUCUUCUAUUGCAAAAAUAGUUUGACAGCCUGCCGGUUUAAAGAACGGCCUUUGUCAUUUUAGUGAUUCCCAAUUUCUUCAAAUUGAUAUAAGCCCUUGAGAUUUUCUGCUUCAGACUCUGCUGCCUCUUGAGGAGAGAUUCAGAAGAAAGAGUAUAAGCGCGACUUGGAUAAGGAAAGAAAGCAAUAGCACAAAAUGAGCUGUUCGGGUUGUUCGCACUGAGAGCACAUGGAAAGGACAGAUGACAUGGAUAGGAAUAAGACAAAUACAAUUAGGUAACACAUUUAGGCAAUGUGAAGUAGGCCAAGGCUGCUCUGAAUAGGCGUAGUUAUCAGGAACAAUUAGAAUCGAUUGGCUGCUCAAUGGUCUGAAGAGUUGUAUUUAUUAUUCUAUUUGGCUACUCGCUGUUUGAUCUCUUGUCUCUUCAUACAAACCGACAGAUACACUCUUCUUGUCUUCCAUCAGCGGGACAAGCUGAUUUAACGAAAAAGUAGGAAUAAUAUCUGACGCGAUUCACAGUUGAGAAAGUGAUUUUGAAUGGCCAAUACAGUUUAAUACUAGUUAAUGCCAAUAAUUCACGAGAUAAUCGGUUACUUGAAAGUCUAGAACUACCUUGUAAUAUCGAACAUGACCUGAAAAGACAGGUUGAAGUCGAAUAUGGGUACUGAUAACAUUAGAUUAUAUUACUUGAUACUUUUAUACACAAACUAAUGAAAUAAAUCCAUUUGUUGCAUAAGAAGUGUAUGGGUAUAAUUAAAAAUUAAAAACAAAUGCAAAAUACUUUGUUAUAUAAGUGUAAAGACAUCUGAACAAAAACAGUUGAUAAUUUAAAUUUAUAGCAUCUUAUAAUUAUACAAUAUAUCUUGGACAGUUCUGGUAUUCGACUUACCCUGAUUAACUUAGGACAUAUUCUAUAUUACAGCUUAGCACGAUGUUUUCAAAUACUUUGGUAGUUUAGUACCUGGUUUAAAUUAAUAAUUCCUGUAAACUUUAAACCUUCGCAUUAUACCUUCCAUGCAAGAAAAACAAUCGUUAUCUUUCAAAGAUUUUCUAUCAGUACUGCCUAUGAGGUUCAGCGCCUCGCUAUAAAAGUACCUGCUUUUGGCUGUAUGCCCCCUCCUCUCAAUCACACU